Messenger RNA from Lactuca virosa, 1190 nucleotides. NCBI's taxonomy places the organism in Eukaryota, Viridiplantae, Streptophyta, Magnoliopsida, Asterales, Asteraceae. The record is from the annotation of a GenBank genome assembly.
AAUUGUUGGAGAGGUGUUGCUGUGGACGGCCGUGAUGGCCUUGCCACCCGGCCACAGUACCCUUAAUGAUACGUAUACCAUUCGGCUGUAACUGCCAGUGCCAUCCGUCGUGUAAAAGUAAAAACUCCUCAUUUUGUUUCUCCCUGUCUUAAAUGGGAAUAUACCGAAACCGACCUACUUCUGAAUCAACAAGAAACCAAUUGCAUGGCUCCACCCGGAAUCAAAAGGCCGUAAGUGACUACAACAGUCCGACAUGUGUCCUUUGCGCUAACUCCAUAUCAAGAAAAGUGAAAAAUCCAAUUUCACCUCUUCUUUACAAAACCUCAUUAUAAAACCCUCCACAACCUGUCUUUGGAUUCUCCAUCUUGCCUUCACACAACUUUUAUCUUUACAUACACACAAGAUUCUGUAAUCUUUAACUUUAAGCGUAAUAAUUACGCAAAGCAUCAAUCCAUGCCUGUAGAAUCCGCGUUUAAAGCAAUCGAGAGCGACGAAAAUGUGUUGCAAAAGCACGUUGCUUUCUUUGAUCGUAACAACGAUGGUGUGAUUUACCCCUGGGAAACUUUUCAAGGGUUUCGAGCAAUUGGGAGUGGAAUUCUGCUAUCCUCAGUCGCUGCUCUCUUCAUUAAUAUGGGUCUCAGUGGAAAAACUCGCCCUGGGAAGAAGUUCCCCAAUUUACUCUUCCCGAUUGAGAUCCAAAACAUAAAUAUGGCAAAACAUGGCAGUGACUCUGGCGUCUACGACACUCAUGGAAGGUUUGUUCCUUCAAAGUUUGAGGAGAUAUUCGAGAAGUAUGCACGAACGAAUUCAGAUGGGUUGACAGCAGAUGAACUCAAAGAAUUUAUCAAAGGAAAUAGGGAACCAAAAGGCUAUGGAGGAUGGAUUGGAGGGUUUACAGAAUGGAAGAUCUUGUAUUAUCUGGGUAAGGAUGAGAAAGGAUUAUUGAAGAAAGAUGUGGUUAGAGGUGUUUAUGAUGGAAGCUUGUUCCAUAAAAUGGAGGAAGAAAAGGAAAAGGCUAAAGCGUCCAAGAAGAAACACAUUGAUAAGUAAAGAAGUGAAGGGUGAAGAUGGUGUGUGAAUUUUAUGUAUGGGAAGAACAUUGAAUUGUGUAAGUAAUAAUUUUAUUUGAAUUUUCAUUAUCUUAUAGACCUUGUAAACAUUAAAUAGAUUGAAAGAGCUUGAUCUUAAAG